Molecule: messenger RNA, 1025 nt
Organism: Pleuronectes platessa (European plaice)
Lineage: Eukaryota; Metazoa; Chordata; Actinopteri; Pleuronectiformes; Pleuronectidae
Product: 60S ribosomal export protein NMD3-like
Exons: 4
Coding region: 54-320 (88 amino acids)
Biological process (GO): ribosomal large subunit export from nucleus
Cellular component (GO): cytoplasm; nucleus
Molecular function (GO): ribosomal large subunit binding
Source: RefSeq, a predicted model, not a curated record
CCCUCAGGUUUGAUUUUGCGAACUCCAACGUGAAUGACGAGCACCUGAAUAAGAUGAACCCUCACCGCGUUCCUGAUGUGGUGCUGAUCAAGAAGAGCUACGACCGCAGCAGGAGGGUGAAGCGCAGGAACUGGAAACUGGAGGAGAUGCCCAGAGACCGUGAAGACAACAACACAGAUGAUGAGAGACAAUACCAGGACUUCCUCGAGGAUCUGGAGGAGGACGAGGCUCUGAGGAAGAAUGUCAACAUCUACAAAGAUGCGUCAAAGAUCCCGUGGAGAGCGACGCCGAGGAUGAUGGAGCGCCACGUAUUUCCCUGACGGAGAUGCUGGAGGAGCUCACCCUAUCAGACGCCACAGGAGGAGAUGGUGCAGACAUGAUGACAGAAUAACCAGUCGCCAUCAGUGUGUCACUGAGGGCUCAUCUGUCAAACAAAUGUCCACUGAUGAGGGAUUCAAACAAUCGACUGAGGCUUUUUGUUGAUUGAAAUGAAUCAUCACAGUUAAGUCAGUAAAAUGUGACUUAUAUCGGUGCCACUAAGUAACAGAUAAGUUUCCUCUGAGAAACUGGACCUUCAGUUACUGGACCUGCAAAUUUAAGAUUUUAUGUCAUUUCUCUACUUCUCUUCUCCUUUUGUGGUGUAUAAUCUUUGAAGUGAUGUAUAAAUGGAGUGACUAUAGUAAACUCUAUCCAAAUAAAUAUUUGCUCCUCUGCAAACUUUACACAAAUCUGUCUGUGCAGUGUUUAAUUUGGUGCGAUUGAUGUGUUCAAUGAAUCAAAGUUUUUAAGUGCGUUUCUGUAGUCAUCCACCAGAGGGAGCUUUGGACGACUGAAAAAGGAGGUAGACCCCACAUGCAGUGAACUGAUCCUCACCUGUUAAAUGUUGUCGUUUGGCUACUGUGGACACAUAUACAAUCUAUGGUGGACGCCCAGAAUGUGUUGACCUGAAAAACUCCAACAGUUGUUUAAAAUGACUUUAAAGAGCAGAGUUAAUAUCAAACUGUGUUGGGGGAUUUUGAGAACAU